GUAGGAUGAUGCGCGUUGGGAUUCUGUUGACCUCCGUGCUCAUUGGAUGGGUCCAGAGCAGCCACCAUUUUCUGAGCGGAACCAAUCUGGCAAGAUCAGGAGAGGCCCAGCAGAGCUCCGUCUAUAGUCCUGCACCCCAGUUCUCAGCUGCAACAGCCAUUGAUGGCAUUGAAGAGACCAAUAUUCAUAAGAGCCCAUGUGUCCACACCAAUCACGACCAUGAACCUUGGUGGCGCCUGGACCUGAAGAAGAGAUACAAGAUUAGGACAGUGGCCAUCGUGAACAGGGGGGACUGUUGCAGUGAGCGCCUGAAAGGGGCUCAGAUUCGUGUCGGAAACUCACCAGAUAAUAACAAUCCAGUAUGUGCAACCAUCACUGAUACCUCCAGAGUCUCCAUUACUGUGUCCUGCCAUGGGAUGGAGGGUCGUUACAUCAGUGUGGUCAUUCCUGAGAGGGCAGAAUAUCUCCAACUCUGUGAGGUGAAGGUUUAUGGGGAGGAAUCUCCAAACCACAAAGGAACCAAUCUGGCAAGAUCAGGAGAGGCCCAGCAGAGCUCCGUCUAUAGUCCUGCACCCCAGUUCUCAGCUGCAACAGCCAUUGAUGGCAUUGAAGAGACCGAUAUUUAUAAGAGCCCAUGUGUCCACACCAAUCACGACCAUGAACCUUGGUGGCGCCUGGACCUGAAUACAAGACACAAGAUUAGGACAGUGGCCAUUGUGAACAGGGGGGACUGUUGCAGAGACCGCUUGAAAGGGGCUCAUAUUCGUGUCGGAAACUCACCAGAUAAUAACAAUCCAGUAUGUGCAACCGUCACUGAUGUCUCUCGAGCCCUCAUUACUGUGUCCUGCCAUGGGAUGGAGGGUCGCUAUGUGAGUGUGGUCAUUCCCGGGAGGGCAGAAUAUCUCCAGCUCUGUGAAGUGAAGGUUUAUGGGGAGGAAUCUCCAAACCAGGAAGGAACCAAUCUGGCAAGAUCAGGAGAGGCCCAGCAGAGCUCCGUCUAUAGUCCUGCACCCCAGUUCUCAGCUGCAACAGCCAUUGAUGGCAUUGAAGAGGCCAAUAUUUAUAAGAGCCCAUGUGCCCACACCAAUCACGACCAUGAACCUUGGUGGCGCCUGGACCUGAAUACAAGACACAAGAUUAGGACAGUGGCCAUUGUUAACAGGGGGGACUGUUGCAGAGACCGCUUGAAAGGGGCUCAUAUUCGUGUCGGAAACUCACCAGAUAAUAACAAUCCAGUAUGUGCAACCGUCACUGAUGUCUCUCGAGCCCUCAUUACUGUGUCCUGCCAUGGGAUGGAGGGUCGCUAUGUGAGUGUGGUCAUUCCCGGGAGGGCAGAAUAUCUCCAGCUCUGUGAGGUGAAGGUUUAUGGGGAGGAAUCUCCAAACCAGGAAGGAACCAAUCUGGCAAUAUCAGGAGAGGCCCAGCAGAGCUCCGUCUAUAGUCCUGCACCCCAGUUCUCAGCUGCAACAGCCAUUGAUGGCAUUGAAGAGACCAAUAUUUAUAAGAGCCCAUGUGUCCUCACCAAUCGCAACCAUGAACCUUGGUGGCGCCUGGACCUGAAGAAGAGAUACAAGAUUAGGACAGUGGUCAUUGUGAACAGGGGGGACUGUUGCAGUGAGCGUCUGAAAGGGGCUCAGAUUCGUGUCGGAAACUCACCAGAUAAUAACAAUCCAGUAUGUGCAAUCAUCACUGAUACCGCCAAAGUCUCCAUUACUGUGUCCUGCUAUGGGAUUGAGGGUCGUUACAUCAGUGUGGUCAUUCCCGAGAGGGCAGAAUAUCUCCAGCUCUGUGAGGUGAAGGUUUAUGGGGAGGAAUCUCCAAACCACAAAGGAACCAAUCUGGCAACAUCAGGAAAGGCCCAGCAGAGCUCCGUCUUUAGUCCUGCACCCCAGUACUCAGCUGCAACAGCCAUUGAUGGCAUUGAAGAGGCCAAUAUUUAUAAAAGCCCAUGUGCCCACACCAAUCUCAACCAUGAACCUUGGUGGCGCCUGGACCUGAAUACAAGACACAGGAUUAGGACAGUGGUCAUUGUGAACAGGGGGGACUGUUGCAGAGACCGCCUGAAAGGGGCUCAGAUUCGUGUCGGAAACUCACCAGAUAAUAAGAAUCCAGUAUGUGCAACCAUCACUGAUGUCUCUCGAGCCCUCAUUACUGUGUUCUGCCAUGGGAUGGUGGGUCGCUAUGUGAGUGUGGUCAUUCCCGGGAGGGCAGAAUAUCUCACUCUCUGUGAAGUGGAGGUUUAUGGUAUGGAAACUCCAAACCUGGAAGUUUCAGGAAGGAAUCUGGCAAGAUCUGGAAAAGCCAGACAAAGCUCCGACUAUAGGCACCCAUCGGUGCUAAUGGCUGAAAGAGCUAUCGAUGGCAUCACAGAGACUGAUCUCAAUAAAAGCCCAUGUACCCACACCAAUCGAGACUAUCAACCUUGGUGGCAGCUGGAUUUGGAUAAACGGUAUCAGGUCAAGUCCGUGAUUGUGGUGAACAGGAGGGACUGUUGCUCUCAGCGCCUUUUGGGAGCCCAGAUCCGUGUCGGAGAUUCCGCAGAUAAUAACAACCCAGUGUGUGGAACCAUUACUGACGUCUCCCAAGCCUCCAUUACUGUGUCCUGCCAUGGGUUAGAGGGUCGCUAUGUGAGUGUGGUUAUUCCUGGGAGAGAAGAAUAUCUGACACUCUGUGAAGUGGAGGUUUAUGGGGAGGAAUGUCCAUAGCUGGAAGAUUACUAUGAUUCGGUGUAUUAGUUUAUCAUUGGAAGACAAACAUUCGGACUAAAGAUAUUUCCAUCAUUUCACUGAAACCUGAUUUCCUAUCAAGCUCAGCGUGAAAAAUUCUAUCAUUGGACCAAUGUUAACUCUUUAAUGCACAUAACUCAAUGGCCUUUCAUUUACUUUCCACCCGUUUCCCUUUUGCGCCUCCUCUCUGGCUCUAACUGCCACUUGUGACUCUUUAUCCUGCUGCAAACCGGCAACUAGAUGCGUCUGUGAGUUGCAGUUAGAGGCUCUGUAUAACCUGAAUGUAUGAUUGCAUUAUAUAAGAUAUAAACAAUAAAUGCUUGAGCAUAUUCUCA
This is a messenger RNA of Xenopus tropicalis (tropical clawed frog), 3061 nucleotides long. RefSeq lists its product as uncharacterized. NCBI's taxonomy places the organism in Eukaryota, Metazoa, Chordata, Amphibia, Anura, Pipidae. Gene Ontology annotation, molecular function: fucose binding. The record is from RefSeq and is a predicted model, not a curated record. The transcript has 14 exons. The coding region runs from base 6 to 2705 and encodes 899 amino acids. Gene Ontology annotation, biological process: regulation of complement activation, lectin pathway; regulation of cellular defense response.